UCAACGUCGUACGUGGCUACAGACAGACCCUAACAGUGUAAGAAGACUCCGCCAGGAAUGCAUCAGCAAAAUGCGGAGUCUACCGGUCAGCACGUCAAAAACAGUCCACGACGUUUUUGCACAUGAAGCUUGAGGAAGACAGCAUGGCAGAUAUCGAGUCCUCCUUUGAAUUUAGCUCAUCUUUGACCAGCUCUUCGCUGCCUCCCCCACGGACUCGAAUCUUUAAGAUCAUCGUGAUAGGAGACUCUGGAGUUGGCAAGACUUGCCUCACCUAUAGAUUCUGUGCAGGCAAGUUUCCAGAUAAAACUGAGGCCACUAUAGGGGUGGAUUUUCGAGAGAAGGUUAUUGAAAUAGACGGCGAGAAAAUCAAGGUCCAGUUGUGGGACACUGCAGGCCAGGAGCGCUUUCGAAAGAGUAUGGUACAGCACUAUUACCGCAACGUCCACGCUGUGGUGUUUGUCUACGAUGUCACCAAUGCUGCUAGUUUCCGAAGUCUUCCGCUGUGGAUCGAGGAGUGCCGUCAACAUGCCUUGGGCCAAGAGGUGCCUAGAAUCUUGGUCGGCAACAAAUGUGACCUGCGGCAUGCCGCUCAAGUAAGUACCGACGUAGCGCAGCAGUUCGCUGAUGCACACUCAAUGCCUCUGUUUGAGACCUCUGCCAAGAACCCCUACGGAAACGAUGACGGUGGUCGGAAUAAUAGUGACCACGUAGAGGCCAUUUUCAUGACGGUGGCGCACAAGCUGAAAUCUCAGAAGCCGCUGGUGUUAAGCCAACCACCAUCAGGAGAUACUGUCACUCUCAGGCAGGACGAGGAGGACAGGGGAACUUGGGGCUGUGGAUGUUGGAAGAGCUAAUGAAUGAAUCACCCCUUACAGGAUGGAGAUGACAAAGGUGAAGCACCUUUAAAGAAGCAGAUUCACAGAUGCUUUAGUGUUAUCUGUGAAGGUCCAGGGGAAGGGUUGAGGACACAGGAGCAUCUUUUCUCAAGAUUUCUUUUUGUAUCUGAUCUGGCCAUUAUUUUAAAGGGAAGAAAACUUUCCUCCAUCACUUAAACAAGAGGCUUUGAGAAGUUGCAUGUAGGCCUAUUUGCUUACAUAUACCAGCUUCAUCUAUUAUGUGUCAGCCUGUCUAGUUCACAUCAUAUGCCACUGCCAAACAUGCACUACAUUUUCCAGCUAGAUUUAGUCAGUUCUGCAGGUGAAUUGAACAGUGAAACCUUCAUGCGUAAUAUGUUGCCUUUUUCAUCAGAUUUUUUAAACAAUGUUUGCCACAAUUAGAUAAACUGUUCUGUUAAAUCACUUCAGCCUCCGAAGUAAAUCGGGUUUAGACUGUGUGUUUGUUGUUUGUUCUCUCAUUCUGUGUCACCCACACACAUGCAGACACUUCCUGUGAAAGUUGUCAGUUCUCUCAAGAGAAAAGAGAAACUGGUGAACAAUCACUAAAUGCAGGUUAUUUAUAAGUGCUGCUAAUAGAUCUUAGACAAAUGUUAGCUGAAUUAAAAGGUAAAAUAAAUCUGAUAUACAAUAAUAUAAAAAAAAGCCAGUCCUAGUCCACUGCCAGUGUUUUAUUUAUUGCCAAUUUAGUUUCUUCUAGCAGCCAAUCAUCUAUAUAAAAUACUGUACAUACAAGACAUCUGGGUUAUGCAUGAUAAUCAGUCCUUCCUGUGAAUCAUGUCAAAAUGUAGUAAAGUUAGGUAAAAAGGGACAAGAAUUCGCUGACAAUAUUUACUUUAGUAUCUACAGCCAGGAAUUGUAUGUAGUACUGCUUUGUUAGGCAAAAUUAAAGUGAUCUGUACUGUAUAAUCACAGAUUAGUACCUCAUAUUAUUCAUGGCAUCUGCUCUGUGCAUGCAUGGCAUAAAUCUGAACAAAAGCUCUGAUAUCAGUCUAUAUUUCAGUAUGUAAUCUGUAAGUACAAAUAUACAGAUAUGCUAAUGACUAAAUUGUCUUUCCCUUCGGCAAUCUUCUUUCCAACACUGAUAUGCAGAACAGAGUUCAGUCCAUUACAGGGAAUAUUCACACAUAACUUGAUGUAACCACAGCUGGUCCUGUGGAGUGCAUGAAGGAAGCUCAGGCAUGACAUGCUUUCUUUGUUUUAUAGUGAAUUGCCAAAAAGAGGUUUUGCUUAUGAUUUCUGCUUAUUUUUUUUUUUAAAGUAGGUUGGUUGAGGGCCUGGUUAGCUGAUGCAUUGCGUUGUUUGAUUCAGGUACAAUAAUAGGGGGGAGCAUGUGAUUAGUUGAGGAAUUGUGCACGGUUAAUGAUGGCUCUUAAAUAUUUAAAUGCAACAUGUUGAAAUGCACACUAAGACUUGUCUAUUUGUGCUUAACGUUUUGACUCUGGGUGCUUACAGAAGGUUCAUAUCUAAUCUCUCUGCCAGAAAGAACAUGAGCUUUGAUGAUUUUUGUAGGUUCAUGUUGAACUGGUCUUGAUAAAAACAUACUCUUGGUCUAGAUUCUAUCCACUGUUUUCUUUCGCUUCACCCAAUGUACCAUUUUAAGUGUCAUUCAGAAUUUGCUUUUUUCUGUCUUUAUUAACACAUUAAUAAUAUAGUUAAUGUAAAAUAUGAGUAGAUCUCAAAAAUCUACAAAACGGCUUGACAAUUCUAAUUGCAGAAAACGUAUUGAAUAUUAUUAACAUGUUUAAGUGUUACAUUUUUAUUGUAGGUAAUUGUUUAUUAUUCUUGGGAUAAUUAUGCAUCUUUGCGACCAAAGUGUAUGAGUAAGUUCUUGAUAUCAGGGGUCAGCAGUUGAUAAAAUAGCACCUUGCAAUGCCAGAACUCAAGCAUGCACAACAUAUCUUUAUUAGUCACUUGUCUGAUACAACUCAUGCCUUCAAUGUUGGUCAGUGAGUUAGAGUGACAUAGUUUUGGGAAAAUAAACAAACCAUCAAUGCACUAUAUUCAAAGGAGUGCAAAAGAUCAAUGCUUGUUGCCGUUUUGGUUUUAACUGUUUCAGUGUUUUACUAAAAGAAAUAAAGUACCACAUCUUUGACUUUCA
Molecule: messenger RNA, 2994 nt
Organism: Carassius auratus (goldfish)
Lineage: Eukaryota; Metazoa; Chordata; Actinopteri; Cypriniformes; Cyprinidae
Product: ras-related protein Rab-33B-like
Exons: 3
Coding region: 123-854 (243 amino acids)
Biological process (GO): Rab protein signal transduction
Molecular function (GO): GTPase activity; GTP binding
Source: RefSeq, a predicted model, not a curated record